CGUAUGAAGUCUCUGGCAGUACUAGCCGACCACACCACUGCCCCUUAGAAAUUAGAAAUUAGGGAGUCCAGCCUUCGGACACAGCCCGACGGCGACGGCCACUCGGCGGAUGUUGAAGUGAGAUCAGACCACUUUCCUCACAGAUGACACAGAUCUUACUAAUUUCAUCUUCUGCAAUACUUUCCCCCUUCAACAAGAGGAAGCAGCGAUGGAGCAAGACAUUAAUUUGUUCCUCAAGACAACAUGUGGGUCAUGAAUCGUCGCUGUUCAAAUCUCGAAGCAAAAGUGGGUUUAGAAAAUUUAGAGCUUCCAGUUCGACAGCAGGAAGUUAUGGCGGAUCUGCAGAGAUUUCUAAAGGUCAACCGACGCCAUGGCUUUCCACAUGGCCAAACACACAGGGUACGAGUCGUUUGUUCACGAUCGGCCUCGUUGCCGCCUGGUACUCCUCCAACAUUGGGGUCCUCUUGCUCAACAAGUAUUUGCUCAGCAACUAUGGUUUCAAGUACCCGAUCUUCCUCACCAUGUGCCACAUGACCGCUUGUUCUCUGCUCAGCUACGUCGCUAUUGCUUGGUUGAAGGUCGUCCCUCUUCAGACCAUUCGAUCUCGCAUCCAAUUCUUCAAGAUCUCUGCCCUCAGCUUUAUCUUCUGCAUCUCCGUUGUCUUCGGCAACAUUUCCCUUCGCUAUUUGCCCGUCUCUUUCAACCAGGCUGUUGGAGCAACCACCCCAUUUUUCACCGCGGUUUUUGCUUACCUGAUGACCUUCAAGAGGGAGGCUUGGCUCACUUAUGUCACUCUCAUUCCUGUUGUCACCGGGGUUGUCAUUGCCAGCGGGGGUGAACCGAGUUUCCAUCUAUUUGGGUUUCUUAUAUGUGUUGCAGCUACCGCUGCAAGAGCUCUCAAAUCGGUGCUCCAAGGAAUUUUGCUUUCUUCAGAAGGAGAGAAGCUGAACUCCAUGAAUCUCCUUUUGUAUAUGGCUCCUAUGGCUGUUGUUUUCUUGCUCCCUGCAACACUUAUUAUGGAAGAUAAUGUGGUUGGUAUCACACUAGCUCUUGCGAGAGAUGAUAUCAAAAUCAUCUGGUACCUUCUCUUCAAUUCGUCACUAGCAUAUUUUGUAAAUCUGACCAAUUUUCUGGUCACCAAACACACCAGUGCGCUGACCCUUCAGGUACUAGGAAAUGCAAAAGGGGCUGUAGCUGUCGUCGUGUCCAUUUUAAUAUUUAGAAAUCCCGUCUCUGUUACUGGAAUGUUCGGUUACACACUCACGGUCAUGGGAGUUAUUCUCUACAGCGAAGCGAAGAAACGAACAAAUAAGAGUUGACUAUGCCAAAGCUCAAAGUGAGUUGCCAUAGUUUGUUUUGUUUCCAAAUCAAUGGAAAACGUGCUUGCAGCUAAGGGCACCAAGUAGUAGUGGCUGCAUUGCAUGCUUAGCAAUUGGUGCCAUAAAAUUUUUGGUCUUGUUUUCAUAUGUUUGCUUUUAUCUCAGAAGCAUAGAAAGGCGGCUUCUUCUAUUGUAUUAGCAACAAAGGGAGGGAAUAGUUUAGGAAUAGAAAGUGAAAUAAGUGACACAGCAUAACUCUCUGUAACUCAGCUAUGGAGAAAUAUUCUCAUUCUUUUAAGGAUCAGGAGGAGGCAUUGUAUAAUUGGGUGACUACACAAUCAUUUUGCUGCUAACAUUUGUUAUAUUGUUAAUUAAAGAGAACCAUUCAUAGCUCUGCUCUUAGCAUUC
This is a messenger RNA of Momordica charantia (bitter melon), 1727 nucleotides long. Its product is annotated as putative sugar phosphate/phosphate translocator At3g11320. The record is from RefSeq and is a predicted model, not a curated record. NCBI's taxonomy places the organism in Eukaryota, Viridiplantae, Streptophyta, Magnoliopsida, Cucurbitales, Cucurbitaceae.